Diversispora eburnea is the source of this 1329-nucleotide messenger RNA. The record is from the annotation of a GenBank genome assembly. Lineage: Eukaryota; Fungi; Glomeromycota; Glomeromycetes; Diversisporales; Diversisporaceae.
AUGAACACUAACUCAUCCAAUAAGCGGACAGAAGAAGCUAUGUCGAAGGAAACACCAACACCACCCACGAAGAAUUUGUCACGAGAAGCCCGCAAACGUAGAAAUAAAAGGCUUAAGUGGGAACGUGAGCAUGAGCACGAACAGAAUGAACCCAUCCAAAUACCAGAAGAAAAGAUACCACCCGUUUCCGACCUUUCUACUGAGCUUAAUACUUUUGAUCCGUCGAGGCAUAAAACUCAACCCGAGAGUCGUAAAUUAACCAAAGAAGAUACUCAACAAUAUAUUUUAUCUCGGUGGGUUUCAGAAGAUUUCCUUGCUAGCGACCUUAGAACGAGUAAUAACGAGCAAUCGGCAGUCUAUACGGAUCCUCGGCUUACCUUUCAGGAAAAAUUCCUCGAAAAAAGACGGCAAAGGCUAGUUGUUCGGGAGUUAUUUGACCAGUGGUUGCUUCAACUAAAUACUAUAAAACCAGAUACUGAUAAUGAUAGCAAGAAAUCCCUAGCACCAUAUUGUACUCAGCCGAUUCCAACUUCCUUCGAAUUUCCUGCGAAAUUUAUGGAUUUAUUAGAGACGGAAGUUUUCAAUCGCAGAGAUUCUUCGGCAUCAUCAGAGCUGGAACGAUCAAAAUCAUCGUGGGAAAAGUUCGCACUUUGGGCAUGUUUCAAAAUUGGUCCGAAUUAUAUCCUACAGCAUCGUCGACAUUGCCAUCUUCUUUGGACUCGAACCCUAAAUGUAUAUCAACAUGAAGCUCAGAACAAGCCACUUGAAGGUCAUAAAAUCAAUGAAAUAUUUCUCCGAAAUCCAAAAGACAAACUCUAUAUCGCGGACGAAACAACGAAAGAGGUUAUAAGCGGGAACAAACUUGGAAGAUAUUAUCACAUUUCUGAUUCACAGUGUCUUAAGAAUUCCUUUGAAGAAACUAUAGUGGAUUUUUUCGAUCUUGAUAAUCAAACGGCCGUGGGUGGUGCUCGAAUAGCGGUGGAUCAAUAUUAUCAACAUACAAUUGCCCAUCCUUCACACCUGUCAAAACAAUUUGCAAAGGACUUGAUCGAACAUUUUGGUGGAUUUGCGGAUAGCAACAACCUUCCGUGUACCGCAGCAAAUACCGCGUCCUCCCACCGUGAAGAGCAUCAAAAAUGUGUCCGAGAUUUAAUAAAAGGCCUCCGACCGCUUUCUAACGCGGUUAAUAAGUAUCUAGAAACCACUUACCCAGCUUUAUAUCUUAAGAUGACAAACCUUGAUCUUGGACCAAAUAUUCCAAAAUUAUUCGGAGCUUUCCCACCGUCAGCAUCAAUUAUAAUAUUAUCUGUCAAUUUCACCGUGAUUUGA